UCCUCCCGUGUUUCCGCAAACCAAACGAGCCGCAGAACUGCAGAAGGCGCGUUUACCCAGCAGCCCGGCUUGCUCCGCGUCAUCUUCUUUCUCACUCAUAACCGUUCUAACAGUCAAUUUUUUCCGGGACUAUGAGAGUGGCCUCCUCCGCACAUCCUCUGAAAUCCCCCCUUCUGAGCCUCCUCCAUGAACCCGUAGCCAUCAAAUCCUUCAACCAAAUCCACGCUCUCCUUCUCACCUCCGGUUUCUACAAAGACUCCCUGGUCCUCGCCAAGUUCGCCGAGCUCUUAGCUCUCUCCACCCAUCCUUCCUCUGCCUACAAAGUUCUCCGCCAAAUCCACCACCACCCAAUUCCAUUUGUCUUCAACUCACUGAUCUCCGGCUAUGCCCGAAGCAAGGCUCCCCAGUCAGCCUUUUUAUUAUUUAAGCAUUUGGUUGGCAAUGGGGCUCCCAUCGACAACCACACCCUCCCCGCGGUGUUGAAAUCUUGCACCAAAUUCUCAGGCAUCGGAGAAGCCAGGCAGCUUCAUGGUGUUGCAAUCAAGGUGGGAUUUCUAUGUGAUCUCUAUGUGCAGAAUGCUCUGGUUCAUGUGUAUGGUACAUGCGGUGGGUAUGCCGAUGCAGGUGAUUUGUUUGAAGAAAUGCCUGUUAGAGAUGUGGUCUCCUGGACUGCGUUGAUUUCUGCGUAUGUUAAAGGCGGGUUCUUUAUCAGGGCGCUGGAGUUGUUUGCUUUGAUGGAUGUGGAACCGAACAUGGCGACUCUAGUGUGUGCGCUUGUUGCUUGUGGUAGGCUGGGGGAUGUAAACACGGGUAAAGGAAUUCAUGGGUUGAUCUUGAAGCAUGAAGGGGAGUUUGGAGUGGUUGUGGGAAAUGCUCUUUUGGAUAUGUAUGUGAAGUGUGAGUGUUUGGAUGAGGCAAGGCGGAUCUUUGAGGAGCUCCAGGAGAGAGACAUAGUUUCUUGGACAAGUAUCAUAAGUGGGCUGGUGCAAUGCAAGCAACCCAAGGAAGCUAUAGAAAUGUUUCAUGAGAUGUGUGCCUCAGGGUUGGAGCCAGACAAGGUAACUUUGUCUAGUGUUCUUUCAGCUUGUGCGAGCUUGGGAUUACUAGAUUCAGGGAAAUGGGUCCAUGAUUACAUUGAGCGUUGGGGAAUUGAGUGGGAUGUUCAUAUAGGGACCGCCAUGGUUGACAUGUAUGCCAAGUGUGGGCUCCUAGAGAUGGCAAUGCGCACCUUCGAGAAGAUGCCUCACAGGAAUGUCUCCUCAUGGAAUGCAUUGCUUGGUGGCCUAGCGAUACAUGGUUGUGGUAAAGAAGCCCUCCAGCACUUCGAUCGGAUGGUUAGAAAUGGGUUUAAUCCUAAUGAGGUGACCUUCGUAGCUAUCCUCAGUGCCUGUUCUCACUCAGGCUUGGUGGAAGAAGGCCGUCACCAUUUCAAAUCCAUGACUGAAAUCUACAAUCUCACACCAAGGGUAGAGCAUUACGGAUGCUUGAUUGAUCUGCUCUGCAGAGCUGGGCUCAUUUCAGAAGCCCAUGAACUCGUUAGAUCCAUGCCAAUGAAAGCUGAUGUGCUUAUAUGGGGAGCAAUGCUGAGUUCUUGCAAAGCCCAUGGGAAUGUGGAGCUCUCCCAACAGAUCCUCGGCCAUCUUCUUGAGCUGGAUCCUUCUGACAGUGGGGUGUUUGUGCUCCUCUCCAACAUAUAUGCUACAAGCGAUAGGUGGGGAGAUGUGACACGUGUGAGGAAGUUGAUGAGGGAGAAAGGUAUGAAAAAGGAACCAGGGGCUAGUGUCAUAGAUGUAGAUGGUAAAGCUCAUGAAUUUGUAGUUGGAGAGAGCAACCACCCCAAAAGGGAUGAGAUAUUUCUGGUCUUAUACAGCCUAGCAAAACAAGUGCAAGUUGAUGGUCUCUAAUCCUGUGGGCUCAUUAUUCAGUUACCGUGACCGUGAUAAGGAGGUGAAGGCUCUUGUAGAUAUCUGACAAACUUAUUUAUCAGUUAAAUUUAUUAGUGGCAGAAUAACAACAGAAUUAGGAGGUAAGUGUUUGGCAGGUAGAUUAGUUUAUGAACUACCCAAUUCUGCUUCUAAUGUAGAUUUGGCCAAAGUAAGCAGUAAAUGAUUGAUGAUUAGUUCCAAUACUAGUGCCAAAUAUGCCUCCCAAGGUCAUUCUAGUCAUCAUCAUAAUGAUUAAAGGUGUUGUAAACAUAUUUUACGGCAAAUCCUUUCCUGAAAAGUGCAAGGUGUGACUGCGUUCUCCUUCAUUUGGUUGAUUGGUUGGAACUUUCUCAAAUGACCCCAAAGUCAUCUGUCAAAGGAGAUCUUCCUUAAAUACAAUCUUCUGUACAUAGAGUUUGAGGUCAGCAUUUGGAGACACAUCUGUUUGAAGCCCUUUUUCCUUAGGAAUGUUCCAACUUAUGAUACCGAAGUUUUAACUUCUCAACUUAUAUCCAAGUCUAUUUUUCUUAUCUGUGCAGGUGCUCUCUUUUGGUUGGAUUGCUUGGACUUGGUGCAUCAGGGUCCACCAUCACCUUGGGAAAAGGUAAGCACAUUACUUUGUUACUGAUUAGGGGGCAAAACCAUUCCAACUAGUGCCGUUAAUGAAGCACUAAAUCUUAAUGGAUCUUAGUGUCCACAAUAAAGCCAUGAACUCUAUGGAAUGCCGUGCGAUUUGUUCUUCUUCAAAUAGAUGCUAAGAUAAUAGAAUUAUUCCAGAAACGGCAAGUCAGAGGAUCUUAUCAAUCUAAGAUAUUGGCCAACAAUGUAGUCAAGAUUCUUGGGAAGACGACUUUUGUUAACAUUAGCUGCUUACGCUGUUCUCAAAGUGGAACAACUGAAGAGAGAAUGACUUUUGUUAACACUGUUCUCAGAUGGGAUCCACAACAAAAGAGCGUUGAGUGGUAACAAAUUAUCGCAGCUGAAAAGGCCUAAAAGUAAUUGUAUGAGCUGAACUUGAGCUUUCUUGGACUAACAUAUGUGGAUAGGCCCACAAAUUGCUAACUUGGAGUGGUAGAUCCAUUUCAUUCACAAACGAAGUUAGAGUAAGGCAAAUUGAUACUUACAAGUGUGUAAAGGGUCCUCAUGUCACGUCCUCCGAUCUCAACCCUAGGCUCAUGCACCACCGCCGAUGGCUUGAGCUCGGACCCAUUCGUCAGCUCCCUGUUGUUGUAAAGAACCCUAAGCGAUGCGGACUUGAAGAACGGGUCCAACACGUCGCCGACAACGUGUCCUACGACAAGUGGAUCUCUUGACAUGAUCUACAAGAAUGCUAAUCUACACUAGUAGACAACACCAAGAACACUAACUCGAUCGAGUGAGGAACUCAGUUGGACCUUGUUAGUUGCUUGAUGGAUGAAAUGGUAAAGGAGAGGCUGAUAUAUAUAGGAGCUGAAUGAUGAUGGGGGCAUCCAUUCCAAAAUCAUGCUCAAAUCCCAGAUCUUGGAAUCUACUUUUUUUUUUUCCUCUCCAUGGAGUAUGAUUUGAGUUGCUAUCAGUGGAAUGUUUGAAGUCCUGCUCCUUUGGGGCCUCCACUGGGGUUAGUGGGAUUGUCAUGCAACCCUAUGGUGAAUAAAAUGUGUCCUUGCCCACAUAUUCUCUAAAUCUUGAAAUCUCUUUAAUGAACGAUAUGUAGGAACGAAAAGUGGAUUGUCCUUUUGACCUGCUUUCCCUGGAUGACAACUCCGGCAUGAGGACGGCUUCUCCGUCCUUCCCGGUGGUUGUAGAAGUUCUAAGCUUUUGGGGCAAGUUGAGCACAUAGCGGCUAUGAGGAGAUUCUAUGGGCUUAAAUUUUUGGUGUGUGACAUCAUAGACGUGGCUUUAGUUGAACCAUGUCAUUUUUGCCUCCUUCUCUUUGCUUAUUGAUAGGACGUGGGGGUAUAGGGUGCCCCCGAGCGAAGAUAGAGUGGGGAUGAAAAGUGAUAUGGUAAUGGUGUUGCAGAGAGGAUGAACCUUCUGUACUUAAGUGUGAAUGCGAAAAAAAGUUUGAGGCUGGCGGCGGCUUUGGCUUUAGAGUGAUGCGAAUGUGUUGUUAAUAGUUUUCUCACAUGGCACGGUGCUCUUAUUGCUCAGAUAGCGCAUUUGGUAGGAGAUGCUUCACUCGAGUCUUUGUUUUGGUCGAGAUUUUAUGAUUUAAAUAAUAGAGAAAUCAUUAAUUUUGAGA
This is a messenger RNA of Phoenix dactylifera (date palm), 4146 nucleotides long. The record is from RefSeq and is a predicted model, not a curated record. Lineage: Eukaryota; Viridiplantae; Streptophyta; Magnoliopsida; Arecales; Arecaceae.